CAGGGUGUUCGUGCGCGUUGUCUCCACCCUCUCCGCCUUCUACAACUUCACGUACUCGCCGCACUACGUGUGCGGGGACCGCGGCAUAGCUGGCGUGUUGCGAGACCUCGUAGACUCCACCUACGACGUGUCGUGUAACGUCAUCAAGGUGCCGGAGCGAGGGCGAAGCGUCAGCUUCCUAGAGACGGUCAUCUACAGCGACACCGUGUUCAUCGUCCGCGCCCCGCCGGCCGUCGUCGAGACUCUCAGCGUGUUCUCGCCGUUCAGCGAUGCAGUCUGGGCAAUGUUCUUCGCUUACGGCGUCGUCAACACCCUGCUGCUGUCCGCGCUGCACCGCCGCCACCGACUAUCCCUGCCGGGCCCCAUCGCAUCCCCGCCGGGCCCCAUCGCAUCCCUGCCAGGUUCCAUCGCAUCCCCGCCAGGCCCAAUUGCAUCCCCGCCGGGCCCCAUCGCAUCCCCGCCAGGCUCCAUCGCAUCCCCGCCGGGCUCGAUCGCAUCCCCGCCAGGCUCCAUCGCAUCCCCGCCGGGCUCGAUCGCAUCCCUGCCGGGCCCCAUCGCAUCCCUGCAGGGUUCCGUCACAUCCUUGCCGGGUCCCGCCUCCCCACCGGCUCCCACCUCCCCACCGCCUCCCGCCACCCUACCGGCUCCUGUCUUCCCACCGGCUCCCACCUCCCCACCGGCUCCCGAUUCCCCGCCAGCUACCACCUUCCCAUCGGGUCUCUCCUCCCCGCUGGGUCCCAGCUCCCCCUUACGGGGUCCCCCUGCCUCUCCUUCAGCUCCCACCUAUCUACCGGAUCACUCAUCCCCGCCAGCUCCCACCUCCCCGCCGGGCCCCACCUCCCUGCCAACUCCCGCGUCCUCGCCGGGCACCGCCUCCCCUCUCGUCAGCUACUUCUCGAUGUACGUGAUCGGCACGCUCGCGAAUCAGGGCGGCACGUACAACCCGGUGCACGCGGCGGCGCGCCUGCUGCACACCUCCUGGUGGCUGUUUGUCAUUGUCAUGCUGGGUCUCUACACUGGCACCCUCGUCAGCUUCCUCUCCGUGCGAACCACCAUCGCGUACCCGUUCACGAACCUGCGCGAGGCUGCAGAGGGCGCCGUCGUGCCCGUCGUGUGGCGCGGCUACGCGAUAGAGAGCCUCCUGCGGGACAGCCCCCCGCAGUCGGACUUCGGCCGGCUGUGGGCGAAGGUGAGCGCUGACCCGCGGGCGACCAUCGAACACGAGGAGCAGUUCGCGGAGCGGCUUAUGUCGGGAGACUACGCUUACAUCGUCAACGACUGGUCCGGAAGCUCCCUCGUCGAGCAGGACUACCGGCAGACGGGCCGCUGCCGCCUCAGCAUCAUCCCCGUAGACUACAACGUGAGAAUCAGCUGCGUGGUCGCCCCCGAGAGUCCCCACAAGGAGGCGCUGAACCGCGGGAUCCGCGCGCUGAGCGACAGCGGCCUCCUGGCAAUGUGGCAGCGGCAGGCGAUGUCGAGGGUCAGUGCGUGCGCGCCUCGCGCCAUCGCCGACGUCGUUGAUAACAAGCUGAGUCUGUCUCACCUGCGCAACAUCUUCAGGUUCCUGCUGGAAGGCGUCAUCGCAGGGCUGCUGGCGCUGAUGGGCGAGCGCGCGGCGCAGUGUCUCAUACACAGACUACAGAGGAGACGCCUGGCUGUGUACGCCCCUAACGUAGGCGUCUGAUGAUGCUGCUGCUGCUGGGAGGAGGGAUGGAGAGAGAGAUGAGGGGGCGGCGGCUAUGUGUGUAUCACUGACGUGUGUGUGAACGAAGCUGCAGGUGCGGUGGUGGCGAUGUGCACUCUUUUUAAUUGAACGUUGUAGUAUUCGUUUGGGCUAGCGAUUCAAUUAUAGCUUGUGUGUACACAGUGUGUUUUAUUUCUCGACCUGUAGCUCUCACUGCAAAAAUAAAAAAUGUUGCUAUUCAAUGACUGCCUGUUGUUGAUUCUGCUGCCUAUUACUUUGCUAUUCUGCUGCAUGCUCAUCCAUCAAACAUCUAUCCAUCUGUCACUCCACCCAGCCACCCAGCCAUCCAUUCAACCAUACAACCACCCAUCCAUCCUUCUAUUCAUCCAUUCAACCAUAGAACCACUCAUCCAUCCUUCUAUUCCAAAUCC
Priapulus caudatus is the source of this 2115-nucleotide messenger RNA. Its product is annotated as proline-rich receptor-like protein kinase PERK8. Gene Ontology annotation, molecular function: ligand-gated monoatomic ion channel activity. The record is from RefSeq and is a predicted model, not a curated record. The transcript has a single exon. Gene Ontology annotation, cellular component: membrane. Bases 284 to 1684 code for a protein of 466 amino acids. NCBI's taxonomy places the organism in Eukaryota, Metazoa, Priapulida, Priapulimorpha, Priapulimorphida, Priapulidae.